CUUCAACAACUCAGGUAAAAUGGCUUCUUUUCACGAUGAACGAGAGUUCCGAGGUAACCAAGGUGAAGACGAAGAGUUUGAUGUGAUAUCUGUGGAACCUAUCACCAUGAUAGUGCCGUUGGAGUUGCAGGAUUUGCUCAGAACCACCACGCCGGAAAGUGGCGUUGGUUCGAGCGCGGGUGGUGGUUCUGAUGACCACCGGCCUUCAACUUCCAACGAUUUGCCUAUGGAAGAGACACCUAGUGAAGCAGAGGGUGGUGAAGAGGCUGGGUGCAGUGCGUCAAUGAUGAGUACAGCAGCAGAGGUGGUGGUGUUUGAGGGGGCGGCACUGCAUCAUGAAGUUGUAGAUGGAGCGGCCACAAUGAAGGGAGUGCGAGCUGGCCCUUUCGUAACUUACUCCCAACAGCAUAAAGUUCAUCAUAGGCUUUAUGCUGUUGUGCGAAAGGUUGGGGAUGCUUGCAAAGGCGGUGGUCUUCAGGUCGCUCUUCCUAUGUCGUUUGUGCCCGUCCACCAGUGGAACGAGAUGGCGCAGCUCACAGCACAGGAGUUCCAACUCGGCACCGAGAUCGCAUGCGAGCAGAGAGUAGAGCCUCUGCCCUCGAGUUCGAGAAAGCGCACGCGGGAGGACUUAGACGCAGAGGAUGACAUCCCCCUCAUCCGGCGGAGGAUGAGUACGGGGAAACAGCCUGCUCUAGCCGCUAUUGCGCGACCUGCCAGCGUGCCCCCAACGCCAGCUUGUGAGGUUGCCGAGCUAGCGCCUGCCUCGUCGUCUGUAGCGGGGCCACGAAUUGCAUACCCUGACGGCUUCAGCUACGUAUGGACGGACUGCCAGGCCGCGAGGCUGCAGGGUAUGCAAAACUUCGUGCCUCCUGCAGAUCGGCAAUGUGCGAAGGGGCACGUUCAGCAGUAUGGAGGACAUGCUGCUCUAAUAAAGCUGAUGGAUGUGUUCAGCUACACCGUUGCAUUCUUUGAGUGCGAGCAAGGAGCAUGGGCGCAGAACAACGAGCUCCAACAGAGCUGCAAACAACUGGCCUCUGAAAAAGCUAGUUUAACUGACAAGGUUAGCGAGUUGAGGGAAGAGCUUGACAAGGCUCAGGCAAAGAAGGAGAGUGGCAUUCAACUUGCCAAAGAGGAGGCCAGCCGUGUAGAGGAUCGGGCUAAGAAGGCGGAAUCUGAUCGAGAGAGGACUCUGCACGAGCUGAGCGCCCUGAGAGAGAAGGUCUCACAAGUCGACCAGCAUGUCGCUCGGGUUGAGAAGUCCCUAGAGAGUACUAAAAGGCUCCACCAGUGCGGCGUCUGCUUUGCUCGUGCACAAGGGACUGAGUGGCUGGUGGGAGCAGAGAUGUUCCAGGAUGCUGUAGCAGUGGCUUCAGCCAACAUCACCACGGACAUUUUCAAUGAAGUUUGUGGAAAGGUGCUAGGACUCCAAGGUGAGGCUGAAAUGGGAGCUUAAUGAGGAGGGGCUACCCGUGUGGCCCCCCUCUGUCAUUGAAGAAGGGGAGGACAUAGAGGGGUUGCCAAGCUUUGAUGCUUGGGUGGCAAACCCCCAUAAUGUGCCUGUU
This is a messenger RNA of Rubroshorea leprosula, 1562 nucleotides long. The record is from the annotation of a GenBank genome assembly. NCBI's taxonomy places the organism in Eukaryota, Viridiplantae, Streptophyta, Magnoliopsida, Malvales, Dipterocarpaceae.